Messenger RNA from Alternaria ethzedia, 1008 nucleotides. RefSeq lists its product as uncharacterized. The transcript is spliced from 4 exons. The coding region runs from base 1 to 1008 and encodes 335 amino acids. Gene Ontology annotation, molecular function: mannosyltransferase activity. Gene Ontology annotation, biological process: mannosyl-inositol phosphorylceramide biosynthetic process. NCBI's taxonomy places the organism in Eukaryota, Fungi, Ascomycota, Dothideomycetes, Pleosporales, Pleosporaceae. The record is from RefSeq and is a predicted model, not a curated record.
AUGAACAAGAUGUUCCUCCGCCAGAUUCUCAUCCGAAUCGCCAUCGCCGCCGCGUUGUUGAAGAUCUUCAGUAUCUUCAGGCGCCAACAUGCCUUCCAAGCCUACAUCGAGCGCCGCAAGAUCACCUUCGAUGACUUCCCUGAGUCUUACGCUAAGGCUCUGAACGAUUCCGUAGCGCGCAACGAGCAACCUCUGGAGUCCGACUAUGUCUCUACCUACACCGGAUCGAAGAUCCCGCGCACGAUACACUACAUAUGGUUUGAGAGGAUAUAUCCAAACCAUGAAGGCUCUAGCGGAGGCCCAUCUAUUGGAUUUGGGUCGCCAAAACUCUGUCGCGAGCACAACCCCAGUUACGAAAUCCGCAUGUGGAAUGCAACGAGCGCUCGCGAGUUCCUGUCCAACGAGUACGCUUGGUUUCUACCGACAUACGAUGGUUACAGAUAUCCUAUCCAAAAGGUCGACGCCUUGAAGUACUUCGCCCUCUACCACUUCGGUGGCGUCUACAUGGACCUAGACGUCGCGUGCCGACGCUCACUAGACCCCUUGUUGGACUUCCCAGCCUGGUUCCCAGAAGCAUCGCCACUGGGCGUCAACAACGACUUGAUGGCAUCAGCGGCGAAGCACGCGGUCGUGAAGAAGAUGACAGAAGGCCUUGUCACACAUAACUGGAAUCUACUUUUCCCGUACCUCACAAUCUUCUGGACAACUGGACCGCAAUUUACGAGCACAAUCUUACAGGAAUGGUUCGAGGAGUGUCCUGAUGGGCAGUGUAAACAGUGGAAGGCACGGAAUGAUCUUGACCCCACCUCCUUCCUCGUUCUACCGCGAAUCUUCUACUCGGAAGAGUACACCUUCUUCGGCCAUAAACCCGGCGGUUCAUGGCAUGGCUCGGAUGUCGCUGUGGUGUUGUGGUUUGUUGACCGCCCAUGGGCAAUAGCAAGUGUUGCUGCGGCCUUGAUUGGAAUAAGUGAGGAGGACAAGGGCUCGCCAGAGAGUGAAGGUCCAUAG